AUGUCCCCUCCAUCAUCCUCCGAUAAGAAGCAGUCUGCCGCUGCCAGAGUCUUGGGAUCUGCCUCGGCUGGUAUCUGCGAGAUUGCAGUCUUCCACCCGGUGGACACCAUCUCCAAGAGACUGAUGAGCAACCACACCAAGAUCACAUCUGGUGCUCAAUUGAACUCUGUAAUUUUCAGAGACCAUGCAAAGGAAGCCUUCGGAAAGAGAUUAUUCACUCUUUUCCCCGGUCUGGGUUAUGCUGCUUGUUACAAGAUCUUACAGAGAGUGUACAAGUAUGGUGGUCAGCCGUUUGCCAAUGAGUUCUUGACCAAGAAUUUCUCGGACACCUACGAAUCCUAUUUUGGUAAAAAGACCGGCAAAGCUUUGCUUUCGGCCUCGGCUGGUUCUUUGAUCGGAAUUGGUGAGAUUGUUCUGCUGCCUCUCGACGUCUUGAAGAUCAAGCGUCAGACUAACCCAGAGUCUUUCAAGGGCCGUGGUUUCGUCAAGAUCAUCCAGGAUGAAGGACUCGGUCUUUACCGUGGUUGGGGCUGGACCGCUGCUAGAAAUGCUCCGGGCUCGUUCGCGCUGUUUGGUGGUAACGCCUUUGCCAAGGAGUACAUUUUCGGAUUGUCCGAUUACACCAGUGCUUCUUGGUACCAAAACUUUGUCGCUUCCAUCUUUGGUGCUUCUUCUUCUCUGAUUGUAUCCGCUCCAUUAGACGUGAUUAAGACCAGAAUUCAGAACAGAAACUUCGAGAACCCCGAGUCUGGUUUCACCAUUUUGAAGAACAUGGCCAAGAACGAGGGUAUCACCUCAUUCUUCAAGGGCUUGACUCCAAAGCUUUUGACUACAGGUCCUAAGUUGGUCUUCUCUUUUGCUCUGGCUCAGACUUUGAUCCCAGCUUUCGACACCUUGCUGAAAUAA
Kuraishia capsulata CBS 1993 is the source of this 906-nucleotide messenger RNA. RefSeq lists its product as uncharacterized. Gene Ontology annotation, molecular function: guanine nucleotide transmembrane transporter activity. Bases 1 to 906 code for a protein of 301 amino acids. Gene Ontology annotation, cellular component: mitochondrion. NCBI's taxonomy places the organism in Eukaryota, Fungi, Ascomycota, Pichiomycetes, Pichiales, Pichiaceae. The record is from RefSeq and is a predicted model, not a curated record. The transcript has a single exon.